AACCUGCAGUACACUGACUCCAUUACUAAGACACACCUCCAUCUCUGCCUCACCACUCCCAGACACAAUCCCCGCCUGCCGCAGCAGCAGAAUAUCCUGGAUACACUCAGCAUGUCUUGUUCAAACAAGCCAGCUUUCUGUUAACUCAGACUGGGAAGGGUAGUGAAGGGCAGAAAGGUGGUGACUGGCAUUCAUGUGCCAAAACAGCUUUGCAGCCAUUUUCUUUCCUGAAGCUUGAGGAUCUGGGUUGGUUGGUUGUGGUGUGAGUCAGUGUCAUCUUACAUCCUGCAAUCAGCCUGUGUGUGUGCUGGAGAUACGGCAGCAAAGUGUGGGGCGGCAACAUUGAAUGGACACAACAUGGGGUCAGAUGAGGCCUACAAUUUUGUCUUUAAGGUUGUUCUAAUAGGAGAAUCUGGAGUAGGCAAGAGCAACCUGCUGUCCCGCUUCACCAAAAACGAGUUCAACCAUGACAGUCGCACAACCAUCGGGGUGGAGUUCAGCACACGGACAGUACAGCUCAGCAGCUUCACCAUCAAAGCUCAGAUCUGGGACACAGCCGGACUGGAGCGAUACCGAGCCAUCACUUCUGCGUAUUACAGAGGGGCUGUUGGAGCCCUGCUGGUCUAUGACAUCACCAAACACCUCACCUAUGACAGCGUGGAACGCUGGCUAAAGGAGCUGUACGACCACGCUGACCCCCACAUUGUGGUCAUGCUGGUGGGAAACAAGACUGACCUGGAGUCAGAGAGAUCUGUGCCCACUGAAGAAGCCAAAGAUUUUGCAGAAAAGAAAGGUCUUUUGUUUCUGGAGACUUCGGCUUUGGCGUCAACUAAUGUGGAAGCAGCAUUCAACAAUGUCCUUGCAGAGAUUCACAGGAAGGUGAGCAGUAAGGAAGUGGUCCGGGGCUCUAUCACUGCUGUGUCCUUAAACAGCUCCAGAGCAGAGAACACAGAGGAGAAUAAACCCUGCUGCAGAAACAUCUGAUUAAAUCCUACUUCAGGAGCGCAGAGGCCUCAGGAUGGGUGUCAGGCAAACUCCUCCUUUACCCACAACCCUGAGCAAGAGCCCAACGAGAGGCAAGCAGCACGGCAACCUUGGGCAUCACUAUUAAUGGUCCUGGCUUAAAUGAUAGCACUUUGAAAUGACUGAUUUACAAGAUGUACAAGUUGCAUGGUGGCAUGAUGCAUUCAAAAGAUGAUUAAUAAAUGUGAACGAAUGUAGCUGGAAAACAACAUCAAUCUUUCAAGAGUCCCUGCUGACUAUUAAGCAUAUACUGUAGGUCACUGGUAAAACACCAAACUGUGUUACCUGUAAGAAAAUAUAUUUAUGAUUUAUGCAGAAGAUAGGACAAACUGAGAUGCAUCAUUGCGUGUACUGUUUUAAAUGUAAAUGAUACAUGUUUUUUCUUAAAAUGUUUGGUUGGUGGCUAAUAUUGUAAGUACUGACUGAGUCUUGCUGUUACUGCUAUGCUAAAGCUGAUGAGACUGAUUGCAUUUCUGUUCAUAAAUAAAUGCUUU
Molecule: messenger RNA, 1517 nt
Organism: Thunnus maccoyii (southern bluefin tuna)
Lineage: Eukaryota; Metazoa; Chordata; Actinopteri; Scombriformes; Scombridae
Gene: rab25b
Product: RAB25, member RAS oncogene family b
Exons: 5
Coding region: 358-984 (208 amino acids)
Biological process (GO): exocytosis
Cellular component (GO): recycling endosome
Molecular function (GO): GTP binding; GTPase activity
Source: RefSeq, a predicted model, not a curated record